Molecule: messenger RNA, 810 nt
Organism: Styela clava
Lineage: Eukaryota; Metazoa; Chordata; Ascidiacea; Stolidobranchia; Styelidae
Source: RefSeq, a predicted model, not a curated record
UUCACUAAAACUACCAUGGUUAUAGUACGUACUUUGGUUGUUGUAUUCAGCCUAUUGUCAGUUGGAAUUUGCUGUUCUGUCGAGUCCAAGACGAAUUUGGAUCUUAUUCUUUACAAAAUUACUACACUGACUGAAAGAGUCCAAAAGCUUGAACAAAAAAUUGAAAAAAACGCCUUUUGUUACAACAAUUUAUUAAAGUUGACUUCCGUUAAUAUUUCCUCUUUGAAAUUUGAAGACCACCAACAAGACUAUAGAAUAUUAAAAAGUGACUUGGGGGAAAUCAGGAAAAAAAUAUUACAAGAGAUAUGCCCGGUGCAACACGGAAAUAGGUGUUUCUUCGUCGUCUUCGAUUAUCCUGAAAACAUUGACUAUAAAGCAGCAGAAAGAUUAUGCCGCGAAAGAGGCGCAAACGUUGGAAACAUAUAUUCCUUGCAUCACUUGCACGACCUGGGGAACUACAUCAGACCAUUUGCAGAUAAAACUACAGGAAAACGUGAAUAUGUUGAAGUGUUCACAGCAAUGAAGUUUGAUCAAACGAUCGGUGUUGCUACUCUUUUCGGCGGGAGCAAAUCAACAUUAAGUAAUUGGUAUCUUGGUGAACCAGAAUAUGAUCCAGGAAAAACAAGAAUAGGACUUCACGUUUCAAAGUCGGGAACUAAUGAUAUUGAUGUUGCGAUCAUCAAUUCAUUUUACUACAUUAGCCAUGAUGGCGUCCUAUGUGAACUAGAACUAACUAACUAACUAAUAGCAGCAUCAAAUACGAGUGGACGUGGUUACCUGCUGUAGUCUGUAACUAACACAGCGGUUUUU